UGUCCGGCCGCGCGCGCCCUCCCUCCGCCCCUCGGUCCCGCCGCCACACGCAGCGGGAACUCGGACCAGGCGCCUGUCCUUCUUCGCCGUCCCUCGCCGCGGCCGCGAUUCCCGAGCCCGCGGAGCCGGUGCUCACCAUGUCGGUCGCGCUCGGCAACAGGUUCCAAGGAGGGAAGGCGUUCGGUUUACUCAAAGCCCGGCAGGAGAGGAGGCUGGCGGAGAUCAACCGGGAGUUUCUCUGUGACCAGAAGUACAGUGAUGAAGAGAACCUGCCAGAGAAGCUUGCAGCCUUCAAAGAAAAGUACAUGGAGUUUGACCUGAACAAUGAAGGCGAGAUUGACCUGAUGUCUUUAAAGAGGAUGAUGGAGAAGCUUGGCGUCCCCAAGACCCACCUAGAGAUGAAGAAAAUGAUUUCAGAAGUGACAGGUGGGGUCAGCGACACCAUUUCCUACCGAGACUUUGUGAAUAUGAUGCUGGGGAAACGGUCUGCAGUCCUCAAGCUAGUCAUGAUGUUUGAAGGAAAAGCCAAUGAGAGCAGCCCCAAACCAGUAGGCCCCCCUCCAGAGAGAGACAUUGCUAGCCUGCCCUGAGGACCCCAUCUGGAGCCCAUUCCGACCCCGUCUGGCCUUCCCACCCCUGUUCCUCCCUGCGCCUCUUGACUCACUGUGAUCUGUCUUGUUUGUUUGGUGUCUGUUUGAGUUUUCAGCAAUAUCCUUGUAAAGCACACGUAUCUGCCUUAAGGGGGCUGUGGGCUGGAGAACCCUGAGCCUUGGGUCCCCUCCCUUUUUUCUUCCCUCUUUCUUGCUUCCCUGUGCAGAGGGGCUAAUAUCAAACCAAAAACUUGGAGGGGGCAGGGCCAGGGCAGGAGGCUGGUAGCCUGCGUUCUCCACACGUCUAUCUUCCAGAAGGUCCCUGAGCUAAGUUCAGACUCUGGCCCUGGUGAGGACCCCAGCCCACUUUCAGAAGACCCUGGGGGUAGGGAUAAGACUGCAGGGCCUUGUUAGGGUCUCCUCAGACACAUGGUGCCAGCACUCUGGGUUUGUCCGGGAGGUGGCCACUCAGUGUCCACUGCCUUGGCUGGUAGCCCCCAGGCCACACCUUUUCUCAUCCUUAGCACUGUGACCGAAAGUGGGAAGGAAAGAAGCUUGGCAAUUUGAGCCCUUCAAGAAGGUACCAGAAGGAACCCUUUGGUCUUGCUCCCUUUCCUCACUUUUAUGGGCAGCUAAGAGGGAAAAAAAAGGUGCAGCUCCAUGGUCCCUUGCUGGGGCAGCAAAGGGCUUUGGAGGUAGAGAUGAGGCAGAGGCCUUGGGGGGAAGGUUCAACUCAGUGCAGUCCUGGCUUGUAGGGAGGAUGCUCAGCACCAGGAUGGGAGAAUGAGGAGUAAAACAUACCUGCUCGAAGUCAGCACCACUGUUCAGCCAAGAGCUGAGAAAGAGGUUGUCCUUCUCAUCCCAGUCGGCUUGAUGUCUGACUACACUUCCCUCAUUUGCUUUCCUACCGUACUCACAGCAUUCAUCCACUCAUUGAACAGAUAUUUAUUGACCACCCAUCAUAAGCUUUAAGUCCCCCACACUGUCCUGAUAUGUGCUGUGUCUACUGUCUCUCUUCCAAAAUUGCUCAAAACCUUGAGCUUGGAAAUUAGAUUGGGGUCACCUAUGUCCUUUCUUAUGGACUCCAAGAUUUUAGAGCACUGAUUGCCCCUGUAGGUUAGCUGGGCCAAUCCUCUCACUUGACAGGUGAAGAAACUGCAGUAGUCCACAGGGAUUAAGUGCCUUGCCCAAGGAAGAGUCUGGACUGGAACCCAGGUGUUCAGGUGCCCUACCCACACCUCAUCUGAGCUGCCUGGUCAGGAACAAAAACACGGGUGGGUGGGAAGAAGCCUGGGCAAGGCUUCCCUCACUCUGCAGGGUCUGGGUGAAGACUACCCUGUUUAACUGAAAAUAAGACAGUGUCUUAUUUUAAGGUGGCUCCCAAAGAUGCGCUAGGUCUUAUUUUCAGGGGACGUCUUAUCUUUCCUGUAAGCAGGUCUUAUUUUCGGAGGAUGUCUUAUUUUUGGCGAAACAGGGUAGGUUGCCUCCUACAGUUGUGCCUCUCCUACAGCUUCAUGGUGGAGCCUCAGCUGCCUCUCAGAACACAUGCAGGAAGAUGUCAGACCUGGCCCCAUCUUUGUUGAGCAGGGAGUUCAGCCUGGCCCCUACUUGUGUUAACAUACUUGUUAAGCACCUGCCAUAGGCCAAGAGUUAAGAACCAGAAAUGAAAUUGACUCACGGAAUUUAAUUAUAGUAGGAAGGUCAGACCCAGACAAUGACAAAGAGGUGAAUGUUAGGAAUGGGAAGGGUAUGGGGUGACUGCCACAUCCCUACUAUCUUGGGGAGCAUAGCUGGGCCCCAGACAGGGUAAGAGUCUUAGAGGAACCUUUGCAAAACCUUAAGUGGAGAGGACUGGGGGCAGUUUGCACCAGUGUGGGUUCCUGUGGCUUCUCAGGGUUCCAGGAUGGAGAUGCUGCCUCUACACCAGCUUGAGGGAGAGAAGCAGGUAGGGCUGAGGAAAUGGCCAGGUUGGGUUAAUCCACUAGUUUCAACCAGUUCAGGAGCAAGAUUAUUUGGCUACAACUGGCUGAUCUUCAGUUUAAGGAUCUGUUUCAAAUGCACAGGCCUAGUUGAAGUUUAAACCCCAGCAGAACAUUCCUCCCUGUAAAUGUAAAAUCCUACUACCAACUCUUUCUCCUGAGAUCAAUAGAUUAGCAGCUGCCUGUCGCCACCCCUUCCCACUGUGUCCCCUCUUUGGGACAGGCUGAGACCUCUGAGGAAGCUAAAGCCUUUUUUCUUUUUUUUUUUUUUUUGAGACAGAGCCUCAAGCUGUUGUCCUGGGUAGAGUGCUGCUAUGGCAUCACAGCUCACGGCAACCUCCAACUCCUGGGCUCAAGCGAUUCUCCUGCCUCUGCCUCCCAAGUAGCUGGGAGUACAAGGCACCCACCACAACGCCUGGCUAUUUUUUUGGUUGCAGCCAUCAUUGGCGGGCCCGGGCUGGAUUUCAACCUCAGGUGUAUGUGGCUGGCACCUUAGCCGCUUAAGCCACAGGCGCCUGGCUGCUGAAGUCUUUCUUUUUUUUUUUUUUUUUUGGCCAGGGCUGGGUUUGAACCCGCCACCUCCGGCAUAUGAGACCAGCGUCCUACCCCUUUGAGCCACAGGCGCCGCCCAUCUAAAGCCUUUCUUGAUGACUUAGAUUCAAUGUCCCUAUUCUUUUUUUUUUUUGAGACACAGUCUCAUUAUGUCGCCCUCAGUAGAGGCUGUGGUGUCACAGCUCACACAGCAACUUCAUACUCUUGGGUUUAAGCGAUUCUCUUGCUCAGCCUCCCAAGUAGCUGGAACUACAGGCGCCCGCCCCAACGCCCAGCUAUUUUUUUUUGUUGUACUUCUCAUUGUUUGGCAGGCCCUAGGCUAGGUUCAAACCCACCAGCCCCGGUGUAUGUAGCUGGCGCCCUAGCCUCUGAGCUCCAGGUGCUGCCAAUGUCCCUGUUCUUUACUAAGAGUGGAAGGCAUACCCAAGCAGGCUUAUUUUAGUGGGUUUUAUGUUUACUACAGAAAGCCUAAGCCUCCUGGGACGAGAGCAAGGGGUGUGUGUCUCCAGUUUCUGGGAGGGCAGGACAGAGGAUUCUGUCACAGAUUAGGGGUGGUGUCCUGGUUAAUCCCACCAGUCCCUUUAUUGUUUCUUGGAACUCCUGGAAGGAGAGGGUCUCAAGAGUGGCCCCUGGAAAGGGGACAUCUGCAUGUAUUUCAGGUUAUUGCUUUUGGCUCCACGACCCUUACUUUCCCUGGCUAGGGAGUUAAUUUCUUGGGACUUCAACUGUCUUGUUUUUGAGAGACCAAAUCUAAUGUAACCAGUAAGGUGGGCCUGCCAAGUAUGGCUCUGUUCCUAUGACUCAAGAGUUUGUUGUGCAAAUUCAGGUGUAUGAGGUAUGUUUGUGUGUGUGUGCACAUGAGUGUGUAGGGGGUGGGUUAUCAUCUGUACAGAUCGGAAAUAAACUGAAUAAACUUA
Molecule: messenger RNA, 4038 nt
Organism: Nycticebus coucang (slow loris)
Lineage: Eukaryota; Metazoa; Chordata; Mammalia; Primates; Lorisidae
Gene: AIF1L
Product: allograft inflammatory factor 1 like
Exons: 6
Coding region: 138-590 (150 amino acids)
Biological process (GO): actin filament bundle assembly; ruffle assembly
Cellular component (GO): ruffle membrane; actin filament
Molecular function (GO): actin filament binding; calcium ion binding
Source: RefSeq, a predicted model, not a curated record